Molecule: messenger RNA, 1757 nt
Organism: Aspergillus wentii DTO 134E9
Lineage: Eukaryota; Fungi; Ascomycota; Eurotiomycetes; Eurotiales; Aspergillaceae
Product: putative MFS monosaccharide transporter
Exons: 8
Coding region: 1-1653 (550 amino acids)
Biological process (GO): carbohydrate transport; transmembrane transport
Cellular component (GO): membrane
Molecular function (GO): carbohydrate:proton symporter activity
Source: RefSeq, a predicted model, not a curated record
AUGUGCGAUAGAAUACCAUCAUGGAACAUCGUCCACAAGCUGGAGAAGCGGAAUCUUCUCGUCGCGAUCAACUCCGUUGCGGCACUAAGUAUUCUCUUCUUCGGAUACGACCAGGGAAUGAUGUCAGGAGUGAAUAACUCCAAGGAUUAUAUCGAUCUCAUGGGUUUUGGCUACAGCGAGAUGAAGGAUGGCAUGCUUACGCCGGUCGUGACGAACAGUCUGCUCCAAGGUGGCAUUGUGGCAGUUUAUUAUCUGGGAACACUAUGCGGAGCCCUCAUGGGUGGCUGGCUGGGAGAUCGGAUUGGCAGAAUCAAGUCCAUAGCCGCGGGCGCUGCCUGGGCUAUCCUGGGUGCUGCUUUACAGUGCUCAGCAAUGAACCACAAUUGGAUGAUCUGCGCACGCUUUAUCAAUGGAAUUGGCACGGGUAUAUUGAACGCCAUCGUCCCUGUCUGGUCAACAGAGACAGCAGACCACACCUCCCGUGGACAGUUUAUCGCCAUUGAAUUUACACUCAACAUUUUUGGUGUUGUCAUAGCAUAUUGGCUGGAGUUUGGUUUAUCCUUCAUAGAUGGCGGCAAAUCCGCGUUUCAGUGGAGGUUUCCCAUCGCAUUUCAAAUCCUCUUCCUACUCGUCCUCUUCACGGUCGUCUGGUUCUUUGGUCGAGAACAAGAAGCGCGAUACAUUCUUGGCCGUCUGCGUGGAAACAGCGAUGAGGAUGCGAUUCGCGCAGAAGCAGAGUUUCGGGAUAUCCAAAGUAUCGCAGAGCUUGAAAAGACGAUUGACCAUAGUCACUCGUAUCUCUCUAUGUUAUUUGGUUACAAGUCUGGGGAUCUGCAUAUCGGCCGUCGUGUGCAGCUCGUGGUCUGGUUGCAGAUCAUGCAAGAAUGGGUUGGAAUUGCCGGUGUCACAGUUUAUGCCCCGACGAUCUUCAGCAUUGCUGGGUUUGAUUCCGUGAAGUCUCAGUGGAUCAGUGGUUUGAACAAUGUUUUCUAUAUGCUUGCAACGCUUGUUUGUGUCGUCACCUUGGACCGAAUCGGUCGUCGAUGGUCAUUAUGGUGGGGGUCCGCUGGUCAGGGUAUUGCCAUGUUCCUUGCCGGUGGAUUUUCACGUCUAGCUAUCGACGCUCGAGCAUCCGGGGAUGAUGGUAAAGCUAGUCAGUACGGAGCAGCAGCCGCAUCGAUGGUCUUCAUUUUUACAUCUGUCUUUGGUGCAACUUGGCUGACUACACCUUGGUUGUACCAAGCCGAGACAUUCCCACUCGCUGUCAGAGCCCGCGGAAAUGCUUUUGGUGUUGUUGGAUGGAGUAUUGGAAACGGAUGGCUGACUCUUCUUUGCCCCGUGAUGUUCGGAGCCAUUGGAGAAAAGACCCUGUACGUCUUCGCCGCCAGCAAUGUAAUCACCAUCCCGAUGGUCUGGGCCUUGUAUCCAGAGACCAACCAGCGAACUUUGGAAGAUAUGGACUUGCUGUUUGCUGCCCCUACUCCGUGGAACUGGGAUGCGGAGCGGACUUUUGCCCGUCUCAAAGCGGAGAACCCCGGUUACAUCCAAGCGGCCAGUCGAAAGAAUAGCAUUCUGGACGCAGAAACUGGCAGAGCAGCCAGUCCUAAGAAUGACGAGCACGAUGCGACCGCUGAGCAUGUAGACCGAUCUUGAUGGCUGCAUUUGAUCCGGAAUACGAUGUUAUGAAGUGCUAUUUUUGCCGCCAGCCAUACCCUAGAGCUUUGUGGAUUUGAUUUUUAGUAUUUUGAAUUAUAUAC